Molecule: messenger RNA, 6250 nt
Organism: Ahaetulla prasina
Lineage: Eukaryota; Metazoa; Chordata; Lepidosauria; Squamata; Colubridae
Gene: SMAD1
Product: SMAD family member 1
Exons: 7
Coding region: 416-1831 (471 amino acids)
Biological process (GO): BMP signaling pathway; regulation of transcription by RNA polymerase II; cell differentiation
Cellular component (GO): heteromeric SMAD protein complex
Molecular function (GO): DNA-binding transcription factor activity, RNA polymerase II-specific; RNA polymerase II cis-regulatory region sequence-specific DNA binding; I-SMAD binding
Source: RefSeq, a predicted model, not a curated record
GGUUGGGUGGCUCCGACUCUCUGACGCCAGUGAGACCAGAUCAAUCCAGGCGCAGCGGCGGAGCGAGCGCUGGGCUGCUCAACUGCGGCGGCGGCUCUGGAAGCGAGAGCGAAAAAGCAGCAGCGGCAGCGGGUGGGACUUUGCCCGCCUGUCCAGCAGCUGCGACGCGCUGCCGGGGCGCUUUGCAUGAUCUUUUCUCUUAUUCCCUUAUCGCCUCGUCCCUCGCGGACAGCUGGUACCUGGCUAAGUCCUGGAACCUCAAAGACAUCUAUCAGACUGGAAUGUUGGGUUCAUUUUGCAAGAAUUCAGAACUGGAAAAGAUCAUCUGAAUUUAUUCUGGACAGUUGUUGAAAGAAGACAUAGGACUUUUUUAAUAGAGAAAUUGUGCUCCAAUAUUUCCUUCUAACUAAUCACUAUGAAUGUAACAAGUUUGUUCUCCUUCACAAGCCCAGCUGUUAAAAGACUGCUGGGGUGGAAGCAAGGGGAUGAAGAGGAAAAAUGGGCGGAGAAAGCUGUUGAUGCCUUAGUUAAAAAACUAAAGAAGAAAAAAGGAGCAAUGGAAGAGUUGGAAAAAGCAUUAAGUUGUCCUGGUCAGCCAAGCAACUGUGUUACAAUUCCUCGUUCCUUAGAUGGCAGACUUCAGGUUUCUCAUCGCAAGGGGCUUCCUCAUGUAAUUUAUUGUCGUGUGUGGCGCUGGCCCGAUCUUCAGAGCCAUCAUGAACUUAAACCACUGGAAUGCUGUGAGUUUCCCUUUGGUUCAAAACAGAAGGAAGUCUGCAUCAAUCCCUAUCAUUACAAACGAGUGGAAAGCCCAGUUCUUCCUCCUGUGCUUGUUCCUAGACACAGUGAAUACAACCCUCAGCACAGUCUCCUGGCACAAUUUCGCAACUUGGGACAAAACGAGCCUCAUAUGCCACAUAAUGCUACUUUUCCAGACUCCUUCCAGCAACCCAACAGUCACCCAUUUCCCCAUUCACCAAACAGUAGCUAUCCAAAUUCGCCUGGAAGCAGCAGUGGUACCUACCCUCAUUCACCUGCCAGCUCUGACCCAGGAAGCCCUUUUCAGAUGCCAGCUGAUACUCCCCCUCCUGCUUACCUACCUCCAGAAGAUCAGAUGACCCAGGAUGGUUCACAACCAAUGGAUACCAAUAUGAUGGCACCUUCAAUUCCUUCAGAAGUAAACAGAGGAGGUGACACUUCAUAUUUCAAUGUUCAGGCAGUUGCUUACGAAGAGCCAAAACACUGGUGCUCUAUUGUCUAUUAUGAACUCAAUAAUCGUGUUGGAGAGGCUUUUCAUGCCUCUUCCACAAGUUUGUUGGUGGAUGGCUUCACUGAUCCCUCCAAUAACAAGAACAGGUUUUGCCUGGGGCUCUUGUCAAAUGUUAACCGGAAUUCUACUAUUGAAAAUACUAGGCGGCAUAUUGGCAAAGGAGUUCAUCUGUAUUAUGUUGGUGGAGAAGUCUAUGCAGAAUGCCUUAGUGACAGUAGUAUAUUUGUGCAAAGCCGAAAUUGCAAUUACCAUCAUGGCUUUCAUCCAACUACCGUCUGCAAAAUUCCGAGUGGCUGCAGCUUAAAAAUUUUCAACAAUCAAGAAUUUGCUCAACUUUUAGCUCAGUCAGUGAACCAUGGCUUUGAAACAGUGUAUGAACUCACUAAGAUGUGCACUAUUCGUAUGAGUUUUGUAAAGGGUUGGGGAGCUGAAUAUCACCGGCAAGAUGUCACAAGCACACCAUGUUGGAUUGAAAUUCAUUUGCAUGGUCCCCUUCAGUGGCUGGAUAAAGUUCUUACACAGAUGGGCUCUCCUCAUAACCCAAUCUCUUCUGUGUCUUAAAAGAAUUCUGAAUUUCAGAAUCUAGUGAGCCUUGCAUGUACUUGAAGGAUGUUUGGGUCAGACACAUGAACAAAACUGGCAGCAGCCUUUAUACUUGAUAUCUGUGACCAAUUGUUAGAUCAGGAAGAAAGCUCCUACUAAGUUAUUUUUAAACAUUCAAUUUUCACAAAUAGUAAUCUCUUUCCAAUCUUUAGGUAGGGGAUUAUAAAAGCUAGGGAUGGCCAACUUAAUGUCAAUUGAACACUGUUCUCAAGCAGUGUUAUUUAGCACAUUAAAUCACUGUAUGUGACUCAUUCAUUGUAAUUUGUCCUGAAAUGAAUACCCAACAUUGACAGUUAUACACUCAAAGGAAAGUUUGCAGUGGUAUUUGAAAGUCUUGGUAAUAGUAACUAUCUUGGAGGAAAAAAAGGCUUCUGUGUAUCUUCUGAAAACUGUGUAUUGACCAUAAUGCUGCAAGAAUGUUUUAAGUAUGCUCUCUCCUAAAUGUAUGUACAGUGUAAUUGGAAUUUAGAGAUGGACAAGAAAUUAGAUAAAUGUGGGAAGUGGGUGGGAAGUGAAGCUGACAAAGGACAGGUAGAAAUUAUACUGUUAAACAUAGCUUGUUAAAACAAGACCAAGUCUGUCUGUGUGCAUUUCACUUUUAAUAGUGGCUUCAUCUUAAUAUUAACCAAUAUUUCUACCAUCUCCAGCUUCAUAGAGAAAGGGUGGGUCAAUGCUUUUGUCGUGUACUGCACGGUCUGUAGAUUUCAAGACAAAACUGUACAGUCUUUAAAAAAUCGGGCAGUUCUAUUAUGCAGUUCACAUAACAGAAGCAACUUUUUCAUUUUGUAAAAAUAUUUGUGUUUUGCCAACUUAGCAGAUAUUAGCUUAUGUUGGGAGGACUUAAUCAAUCUAUUCAAUUGUUUCAAACUAAAAGGUGUUUUUUUUUACUAUUUUAAUUGUUUUCUUUCUGCUAAUGUUUUAUAUUCAUUCAAGCUGUAGUACUUUUUCAGUAUUUUAUUUUUUAAUUCCAAAACAUGGGGGGGGGUUCAUCCUUAUUGAAGUUCAAAUAAACAUAUUGCUUACUUUGAUUAAAACAAUCUCUUCUGCAACUUUGUUUAUAAUCAAGAUGAAAAAGCCUAUUAGUUUUGAGAUAAAUGAAUGUGGAUACCUGAAGAGUUGUUAAUGUUUGUUCAGGAGUUCAAAAUCAUCACCAUGCAAGAAUGGAUACUUAAAGUUCCCUUUAUGGCUACUUAACACUUGAAUAAUUUGUCCACCUUCAUAUUGUGAACUUAAUGGGAAAUAGUUUUGCCUAAGCUGUUGUUAUGUUAUAUUCAUCAUAGUUAUGAGAGAAACACAGAUAACUACAUACGAGCUUAAGUAGUAUGCUCUGAUGGUCAUUGCUCUAAAAAAAAUUAGGAAUGCCUGGUUUUUACAUAUUAAGUACAGUUCUGGCUAAAUAUUUAUCUACAUCUAGUCAUUUGAUUUCUAAAGUAAUAUGUUGUGCAAACUCACUUUUGCUUUAUUUAGUAAAGGGCUGGUAAAAUUAUAAUGUACAAAUCACUCACAGCAACUGGAGACAAGGUAUUGUAGCUAGAUUCAAAACUGUAAAGGGAAGCAUUAAAAAGUUCAAAUCUCCUUUGAGUCAAACUCAAAUUGUGGUAACUUCCAGAAUUGCUUUAGUAGAUUAAAAAAAAUCCUUUCCAAUACAGUAUUCCCUAAAAGACUUCUAUCCAAAUGCUUAUCAGGCCUUAGAAUCCAAUUCUGGACAAGAUCAGCCAUCAGCUGUGAUAAAGAAAAGCAUAUCUACACAAACAUUUUAGAGUCAUGGACAUAAUUUUAUUUCAAAAGCAUUUUUGUAGAUGCUGGUCAGAUGAGUUUGAAUAUUUCACUUGAAUAUUCCAGGACCUGGUGCCUCUAGACUAAAAAGCAUAUUUUACUCACACUAAAUAAUGUUAAAGUGUCCAUUCUUUAUACAAGAAUUUUAAAAAAACUGUUAGCAGAGAAAUAAUUUAAUUAAAACAUGUGUGUUUGUUCUCUUGGCUUUGAAUAGAGACAAAGCCUUCCUGUCCCAUUACAGCUGUUAAUUUGCCUAACACAUUAACAUAAUCUUAUCAGUUGUUGUGUUUGUGAAUGAUCAUUGCCUUCAUAAGGUAAGCUUCAAGUGUCUAUAACUGCUGUUUACAAGUCUUCCUAUUUUAAUCCCUUAGUUAACAUUCUGCCUACCCAUUGGCUCCAAACACAUUUGUGAUUGUCAGUUUAAGAUUAAAUGUUCAUGCCUAUGAAAUGGUUCUUAGACUUCAAGACUUCAAAGUACUCAAUUAUAUUAGUAGUUGACCCAUUCUAUGAAGAAUGACUUCCUUUUGUCCACUUGGCUCCUUUUAAUCAAUUGUCAAAUUUAAUUAUCAUCUUCCAGAAGCAAUCUUUCUAUCGAAUAUUUUUCUGGUCGGGUAUAACAAGGUCUGUCAUUUAUUGUUGGGAGAAGGAGUGGAUGGACGAGACGAAGAGACCUGUGAUUCUGGCAGCCUAAAUGUUGUACAAGUAGACCUUGACUUACAACAGUUCAUUUAGCGAUCAUUCAAAGUUACAAUGGAACUGAAAAAAGGGACUUAUGACCAUUUUUUAUACUUACGACCGUGCAGCAUUCUUAUGGUCACAAUUUAUAUUCGGAUGCUUGACAACUGGUUCAUAUUUAUGAUGGCUACCGUGUCCUGAGGUUAUGUGAUCCCCUUUUGUGACCUGAGAAGCAAAGUCAAUGGAAAAGCCAGAUUCAAUUAACAAUUGUGUUACUAAUUUAACAAAUGUGGCAAGAAAAGUCGUAAAAUAGGCCAAAGCACAAAUUUCUCACUUAACAACAUAAAUUUGGUGCUCAAUUUUGGUCUUAAGUCGAAGACUCCCUUUAUUCCCUUCAACAUUAGCUGAAAAAUGAUUACCAUGGGUGACAUGCCUAAUUACAAGGAAUAAAUUUAUCAUAAUAUUAUCUAUGCCUCCUUCUAGCAAUAUACUCCCCUCCUGCUUAUGGUUAUUUUUCAGAUCAUCUGGGCAGACUUCCAGACAAAGCGCUGGUUUCUGGUCUCCAUUUCUUCUGUUGUCUAAAAUACUUAUGGAUCUCAGAUGCAUUAUUGGAAAAACAAUGGCUAGACAUAAACAUUUGGCUUUGCAGUGUGCCAGGUUCAUUUUUUUACUUUAAAACAUUUUUAAAAUAAAAGGUUAGGUGGAGUUAGAAACUUGGCAGGGUGAAAGGAGGUGUUUGUGGGCAUACAUUGCAAUGUUGUGAAACCUUAUUGUGUUAAAAUUAUACCUCCUGGAUUCAGGAUACCAUAGGAAACAACUCAAGGUAUUUCUAUACAUUUAUACUUUAUAGUUUCACAGCAAAUAAGCCAGGUGCCUCCAUAAAUUUGAGAUGUUAUCAUGCCUACAUGCUGUGACUAGGUAAUUUAAAUCUAUUGGUUAGCAACAAUACGUAGAAAUUUUUUGUGUAGGAAGUACAGUGAAUCAAAACGCUUUGUAAGUACAUGCCAAAGCAGCAAAUAAGGUAUUUUUCCCAAUCUCUUUUUGUAAAUUUGGGAAUCCAAGAGGUUUUAUGCCCAACUUAAUUUUGUUUUUGGUUUUAGGUUUUUACAUUUUUAAGACUCAAGUGGGACAUCAGCAUGCUGCAAAAUAAAACAAUAGCCUCAAGAAUAAUCUUGAUGCUAAUAGAAAAUACUUGUAUCUCGAUUUACUUGGUGCUCUCUGAGCUUGCUUGUUUUCUUGCAGAUAUUUCAUUACACAAACUAGCUAACAUCACCAGUGCUAAUAUAAUCUUGAUGUCUGUUGAUACUACUGGGAUCUUACAUUUUAAAAGGCAUUUACCAAAAGCUGCACAGCCAAGGGGAGCUCUUAAAAACAAAGCUGCCCCCUCCCCUCAGAGCUAGAGUGGGUGAUGAGCCUCUUGGGUAUUACAUGGCUCUGCUUAGAGACUGAAUUCUUUUCCAGACAUAUUGUUGUUCUUAUGUGUUUUUAAAGGCUUUUCAUGCUUUACUGAGUUGCAAUAGAGUCUGGUGGCCUUAUGUAUUUAAUUAAAUAAAUAGUAAACAGGUGGCUUGUAACUAAUCAUGUCCCUCAUACCAGCUGUACAUGUCCACAACAUGCUCACAACAUCCCAAAUACUCACUUUGUUUUACUUUCUGCUUUGACAUUUUGUUAGUCCAAUAAAUAAAUAAUAAAAUUAUACUCCAAAAGGAUGGAGACAGUAGAAGGUACACAGUAGUGACAAAUGUGUUUUUAGGAUUGUGUUAAAUUUGUAAACCCUUAUAAAGGCAUGGUUUGCUAUCCAAGCAAUGGUUUUACAUAAUAUGUACAUCUAAUCAAAAUCUUUAAAUAGAAUGAGAAAUGUAAUUGAUAGAUCUGUUUCUAUCAAGUGAGGAGUGUACUUUACAUUUAAAAUUAUAAAAACUGUUG